Molecule: messenger RNA, 3594 nt
Organism: Orbicella faveolata
Lineage: Eukaryota; Metazoa; Cnidaria; Anthozoa; Scleractinia; Merulinidae
Product: E3 ubiquitin-protein ligase TRIM71-like
Source: RefSeq, a predicted model, not a curated record
CUUCUCAUCGAGCUUCUAAGUUUCCGUCUUUAAUUAUGGAUGUUAAAACCUUUCUAAACAAUCUUCAUGAUGAAGUAUCCUGUUCUGUGUGCAUGACCACAUUCACUAAUCCAAAAACGCUGCCAUGCCUACACAGUUUUUGUCUUCACUGCUUGGAAGGCAUUCAGCGAGCGAGCGGCCGCCAUGAUACCAUAACCUGUCCAGAAUGUAGAAGAGAGAGCAAAGUCCCUAGCGGAAACCUCAACGACCUACCCACCAACUUUCGAAUCAAUAGUUUGCUCGAUGUGUUAGCAAUCAAAGAGUGUAAUACCACUGGCGUACAAUGCGGAAAUUGUGACACGAAGAGCUCGAAGAGUUUCUACUGCUUCCAGUGUUGUGCAUUCUGGUGUGAAGCUAACUGUAUAAGCCUUCAUAAUGGCAUCAAAGCCAAUAAAGAACACCGCGUGUUGGCGCUCAAAGACUUUCAAGACAAGGACUUUGAGAAUGUUUUAAAGCGUCCAGCAUUUUGCUCGAAGAAACACCACGAGAAAGAAGAGCUGAAGUUCUUUUGCAAGGACUGUGAAGUUGCUAUUUGCAACACUUGUGUUGUAACGCUUCACGACGGCCAUUUUUGCCUUCACUGCUUGCAGGGCAUUCAACGAGCGAGUGGCCGCCAGGAUAUCAUAACAUGCCCGGAGUGUAGAAGAGAGAGCAAAGUCCCUAGCGGAAGCCUCAACAACCUGCCCACCAACUUUCGAGUCAAUAGUUUGCUUGAUGUGUUGGCAAUAAAAGAGUGUAAUACCACUGGCGUACAAUGCGGAAAUUGUGACAAGAAGAGCUCGAAGAGUUUCUACUGCUUCCAGUGUUGUGUAUUCUGGUGUGAAGCCAACUGUAUAAGCCUUCAUAAUGGCAUCAAAGCCAAUAAGGAACACCGCGUGUUGGCGCUCAAAGACUUUCAAGACAAGGACUUUGAGAAUGUUUUAAAGCGUCCAGCAUUUUGCUCGAAGAAACACCACGAGAAAGAAGAGCUGAAGUUCUUUUGCAAGGACUGUGAAGUUGCUAUUUGCAACAUUUGUGUUGUAACGCUUCACGACGGCCAUGUCAAGAUAACCUUGGAAGAAGCUGCAGAUGAACGAAAGUUACAAGUGAAGUCUGUAAUUGAGUCCCAAAAGCAAAAAGCACAGCUAAAGAGAAACAAAAUUGCUAUGCUUGACGAAAGCUGUAUUCGAAUUCAAGAACAAGCUGCAAUCGUAAAACGAGACGCAGAGAAAUUUGCUGAAAUGAUGACCACACUCAUCGAAGCGAAGAAGAAGGAAAUAUUUAAGAAAGUAGAAGCUGCGGCAGAAGGCUCACUCGAGUGUAUUGUAAUACACAAGAGUGAAAUUGAACACCAAGUGAAAAUGAGCGAGACAGCAAUUGAGGAAACUGAAACACUUUUAAAACGAAGUACAAUCGCUGAAAUUGCACAGUUAGCUAAGUCAUUUAACACAAUCCUAGCGGAAGAAGUGAGUCAGAUGACUGAAAGUGAAUUUGAAUGUGACCUUGACGUUCUUCUUCAACUGAUUUUUUCAGAAAACGAAACAUUAAUGGACAAAAUAAACACUGAAGGAAUCGGCUCAUUCAAAACCAUUCCUAGCAAGACUAAAGCGCAUCAGUCAAGUGCCGAAGGAAAAGGACUUAAAGGAGCUGUUGUGGGACUUGAGGCAGAAUUUGUUUUGACCACACGAAAUUCUGAGGGAGAACAACGCCACGAAGAGCACGACUGCGUAACACUGCAACUCAAAAAUCAUCAAGGCCAUGACUGUGCCACGAAAAAGCAAGUCCAAGAUAACAAAGACGGCACCUACAAGAUCACCUAUGUUGCCAAAGAAACAGGAAAAUGCAACGCAUCAGUGAAAGUAAAUGGCGAAGAUGUUCGUAACAGUCCGUUUGCGGUUGAGGUCAAACCCAGCCGUCCAUUCAGACCCGUGCUAUCAUUUGGACAAGAAGGUGCGUCUGUUGGAAUGUUUAAUAAACCUUGGGGGGUGGCAGUAAAUGAUCGAGACGAGAUAGCAGUGACUGAUGCUUAUAAUCACAGGGUCCAGGUCUUUAAUAGUGACGGGACUUACUUAAGAUCUUUUGGUAGAAAGGGUGAAAAGCCAGGAGAAUUUAACUUUCCUUUAGGCAUAACUUUUGAUAAGAAUGGAAAUAUUAUAGUGGUGGAUAACCACCGUGUCCAAUUAUUUAGCGAGCAGGGUGAGUGCUUAAGCCACUUCGGUGGCAGAGGAACUCUUGAUCACCAGUUUAACUAUCCCCAUGGUGUGAGUUUGGAUAAGGACGGGAAUAUCAUUGUUGGCGACAAAGAUAAUCGUCUUGUCAAGAUAUUUUCCCCCAGUGGCAAGUUUUUACGUAAAAUUGGAGGUCAUGGUACUUUGUCGAGACCCCUUCAUUGUGUCCAAUAUGACAAAUAUUUUAUAGUUUCAGACAUUUAUGACGAUUGUAUAAAAGUGUUUGAUAGCGAUGGGCAUUUUUUGCACGCAUUUGGAAAGAAGGGGGAGGGUGACGGGGACUUUAAGACACCUCGUUGGUUGUCACUUACCAAGACAGGACAACUCGUGGUCUGUGACAGAAACAAUCACAGAAUCCAAAUUUUUGAGUUGAACGGGAAGUUUUUAGGAAAGUUUGGGAAGAAUGGUAGCGAAAUAGGGCAGUUUGAUGGACCAAGUUCGUCUGCAUUUCUAAGUGAUGGAAGGAUAGUUGUGACCGAUAUAGAUAACAACCGGGUUCAGAUACUAGAAUAACCCAUUACGCUCAUCUAUCACUUUAAGCCUGAAGCCUCGUCGGAUACACUUUUACAAUCCACAUUCUUCGCCCGAUUGGAAAUCUCUUCCUCGGUUUGUUUUCCACGUCAGUGCCUAACAGAUGUUUAGGUCUUAAGAAAAACAAAACAAGAAAAGCGAAGCCCCUUUAAAUUGCAUUGCCUCAAGAUUCCACGAGGAUCGACACUUUGCCCUGGGCUUCAAGAAGAACGCGAAGUCUCACUUGAGCUCAAGGCUUCAAUCCCGUGAGGAUUCCAAAACCCCUGCUUUGGGGCCAUGCCAAACAGUUUUUUUUUGGUUUUAUGUUAUUCAGUAAUAAAGUUAAAUUAAGUACCCGUAACAAAAUAUAUGACCGGUCAGAUACGAGUUUUAGCAAAAAAUAUAUUAUUAAAAAAAGAAAAAAAGAAAUAGAACUAUAACAUGUGGUUGUUUUUGUAAAUAGAAGGUGGUAAAUUAAAAUGGAAUUAAUGAGAAACUAAAGUGAAAACAUACAGGCUGCUCAAUUCAACUCUACGAACAAAAACUCAAAGGCAGUAUAUAGUUCAACAUACUGCUUCAGGCCUUUAGUAUUGUUUACUAUACUUUAUAUUGCCUGACACGUUAGCUGUGGUUAUAACUAUAUAUUCAAAACUUAGACGAUAAUUAUUAUUGUAGACAGCGGAAAGCUUAGUGGGAAAUUAAUGAAAUUAAUGUUUAUUAUGCAGUGUACAUCAAGUUUAUUAAGUAAUGACAAUUGAGUUGAUCAUUAACGAUAAAUUGAAUUGUAUGCUAGAAUUAUCAUUGUAAGCAAAAAAAAAAUGUAGCUGUUAUAUUAUUG